Messenger RNA from Hypoxylon fragiforme, 2390 nucleotides. RefSeq lists its product as uncharacterized. The record is from RefSeq and is a predicted model, not a curated record. NCBI's taxonomy places the organism in Eukaryota, Fungi, Ascomycota, Sordariomycetes, Xylariales, Hypoxylaceae. The transcript has 4 exons. Bases 192 to 2075 code for a protein of 627 amino acids.
AUGUCUAGCAUUUAUUAAGAGUUGACUCCAGGCAGAAAUUCGGCUGGUCAUUGAAUUCAAACACCCUACGAUUAUAGACCCUCGCAGAUCAUUAUACACCAAAUUCGAGCGCUUAUUCCUGUAAUAGAAGUUAUAUGAUCUAUACGACAGAAUCCAACGAUUGGGAGUCUGAUAGAUAAAAAUCGCCUAUCAUGUUUGAUGUUCUGUGGACUGAUCCCAACCGGGAACUUGUUGGUGAGAGAAUGGUGAGAAAAGAGCAAGAGGCAAAGAUGAAGGAUCAGGAAAGAAAGCAGAAUCCAGGUAGCAACCGCCAAUCCACCUCAACCGACAGCUCGACUUCAAGUGAUCGUGGUUUCGGGCUCUUUACGACUAGGAGCCGAAGAAAGACCCCAACACCAUCUAGACACAAGAAUUCGCCCGCAUCACCAGCUCUUUCAGCUAGUAGCUCUAACAGAAUUAAUCGGUCCUCGGCGUUCUGUGUAAAAUCUUUGCUCCUUCACCAGGAUGGCUCCGAGACUACUGUCAAACCUGCCGAGGGCGGGUUUCUCCCUGUGCAACUUCCCGAGAUUGUUGACGCUUCCAGUAUAUCGUCCCCAGACUCCACCCUCUCGAAAUGGACACAGCCAUCCGCUGCUACUGACAGCACGGGCGCUGGAGCCUCGGCAAGUGACAUGAUAUACGUUCCCAAACCAGAAUAUCUUGUUCAAACUUUAGGACCGUCCUCGUUCAUCACUAGGACUACCGAGGUCACAUAUUCGGCCCGUGACCCGGAAUCAGAUAUUGAACAUAUGAUUUCCGAAGUCCACAUCUCCGCUGAUCGGACAAAGGCUCCAACGCCGCCUAUGCUACCAGACUUGCCUGAGAGAGUGAACCCCUUGGCAUUUGAUGACCCUGGCUCCAUGUCAUCUCCAUCUCAAUCACCUCAAACCCCGCCCCCUAUCGAGCUCCGAAAUAAUAUCGGUAUUUAUACCCCGGGCUGGAGCGGCAAUGAUAGAUUGGGUAACCCAGAUGCUUGGAAACCUCCUCAUGAGUGGGAUUGUACUCUUGCGAAGGAAAAUGCAGGCUCGUCGGAGGAGGGGAAGCCGCCUAGUCCUUCGGGGAGCGACGAUUCGGAUCAAUGCAUGUCUCCAAGUCUCGCAGCGCUACAGCGUGAAGUCAGAAUGAUGGCUGCGGCCAGCCCAGAACUUAUGCUCGCCAACAUCAAGUCUAGCAUGGGGCAUGCGCCAGACGCUAUGGUUUACAAAGAGCUCGAAAUGGCCAAACAACGUUGGCUAUUUUCUGCACUACAACAAGAAGGCUAUGCCACGUUGGUAGAGAGAGUGAAUGGAAGCCCAGAAGUUUCAAGUUCGGCGAAGUCUCCCAGACCGCCCAAAAUCCUCGCGCUAUACGAAACCGAAGCAUCUGCUUCCUUUCUUGCAGCUUUACAUCCACAGGCCUCGAUAUCUCAUCUUGGACCCAAACCAAUAUCACCAAACCUAUUCCCAAAUGUUCACCCGAUAAUGGUGCCAACCAUAUCUGCCUCUGCAGGUUCUCGAACACUUGCACCCCAACUUUACUCGACUGUGACUUGCUUACAUAUGCCUGCCCUGUUCCCUUCAAGCGAAAUUCCACCAUUGCUCCGUCAUGUUUAUCGCUGUUUGACUCCUGGUGGUGCUCUGCACCUAACUUUAAUUGACCCUACACCAAUAUCCUCUUCAAUGGGACCGAAGUUGCGGCAAUGGCUUUUCGACAAACUCCUGAUACAGCUUGAAAAGCGUUGUCGCACGACUUACCCUAGUGGCACAUUUCCAGCUUGGCUGGCAGUCGCGAAACUCCGUGGGUCCGGAAGUACUAUCACGACGGUUUCGGUGCGGGCUGUGCAUGAGGGCGCAACCACAGCGGAGGAUGGGGGUGUCCAAGUGCCCGUGGAGAACGAGCUUCGGUGCCUUAUUGCGAGAAUGUUGUGGCAGGAGAUAUGGGGGAAAUAUGUUCACGCAGAUCGAUGGUGGUGGGAGGAGGAAGAGAUAAUCCAGGAAUGUAUCGAACGAGGGACUUACUGGCAGUAUUCCUAUAUUGUUGCCGUCAAAGCCAAGUAAAUGGCAUAGCUGAAUCGUCGCCUAUCGUGCGGGAACUUGGAAGAUGUUGGAAUGCGAUAUUGGAACAUGGAGAAGAAUGGCUCUCGCACCAUCUCAUCGCAUAAGCGUUUCGGGACGAAUGAUUCUAAUUAUUCAACAAUAUUCCGUCCUAUACUGACGGAACUGCUACAUGCCUCCAGAGCAGUUCAUAUGCGAAAAUCUGCUAUACUCCUUGCCAUGAGGAUAUACGCUACCUAAUUUACUAAGGUUAAAUGGUUUUAGUGGAAAGAUACCCGGAUGCAAGUUUUGCAACAUCAAACUAUUACCUAGUAACUA